Messenger RNA from Colossoma macropomum (tambaqui), 3404 nucleotides. It is a transcript of the gene frmpd2, whose product is annotated as FERM and PDZ domain containing 2. Lineage: Eukaryota; Metazoa; Chordata; Actinopteri; Characiformes; Serrasalmidae. The transcript is spliced from 27 exons. Gene Ontology annotation, molecular function: protein binding. The record is from RefSeq and is a predicted model, not a curated record. Gene Ontology annotation, cellular component: cytoskeleton.
GCAGGAUGAGCACAUUUGUGACCCUGGCGGAGGUGCUGGAGUCACGGGGAGCUCCUCUGGAGGAGGGUGAGGUGUGGGCCCUCCUGCUGGGUGCAGCAGAAGCCUUGGUGGGAAUCUCCAGUAAAGGUCCUGCUAACCUGUGCAGUAUAAUCAGUCCAGGCUCCAUGCUGCUCUCACCCAGCGGCACCGUGGCCUUCAAAACCUGCCGCCGCUCCGAGGACGUGGCUUCCUUCACUUCUCCGGAGACGACGCAGGCUCGGCCUUCCUCCAGCAGACAGGACGUGGAGAAGAUGGUGGUGUUCUCUCUGGGAAUGACCCUCUACUGGACUGUAGAUUAUCAGCUUCCUCAAAAUCAGCCCAUCCAGCUCAGCAACCACCUGAACAGCCUUCUACUGAGCAUGUGCGAAGACGUGGCUCACAGACGCCCUGAGCUGCUGGCCUUGCUGGAGGCGAGUGUCCAGCAUCACAAGAACAAUCUCCUCCCUCCGCCGGACAGAGUCGUCAGACAGCUGGUCCAGGAUGUCCUACAAGACCCUGCAGAGAACGCUUUGGGUAAUGCUGCUCUUCUAACAGAUCGAAGUCAGCUGAUUAGAGACAGGCUUCGAGGUGAGACUUUACUAUUAUUUCAGCACUGAUCUGAUUGGAGUCCAAAAGGAAACGGCUCACCAUCCCACACUUUUCAGACUGACUCUAACAAAAGCUCCGUUCCCAGAGGAAGCAGCAGCACGUGGCUGAGCCGCAGUCCGUACCUCGACAGAUGCCAGCAGCUUAACUCCAAACCUCACCAGUCAUUCGGCUCCUCGCUCAGUCUCAGCGAGAGGAGACUGAAGGAUUUGGGCCCAGAGUUCGUCAGAAUGCUGGAUGAACCUCUCAUUAUCUUGGAGCUGCCCAGUUCCAUUGUGUCAAAGAAAGGGAAGUCCUGUUCCACUCAGAGGGAUCUGAGAGUAAUUAUGCCAAAUGGACAGAUCAUCCUGGUCAAGUGUGAUGUGAAGUCCAGAGGAGGGGACGUGUUCGAUAUGAUUAUAGCCCAUUGCAAAAUGGUGGAGCAUUUCUACUUCGGCCUUGCGUACAGUGAAGAUGGUGAAUUCUUCUUUCUUGACCAUGAAACCAAAAUAUCCAAAGUGGCUCCGGAGAGCUGGAAAAAAGUGCCUACCUCUACAUUCAUCCUCUACUUCCGGAUCAAAUUCUUCGUCAGUGAUACCACGCUCCUUCUACACAAGCUGACCCGACACCAGUACUACCUGCAGCUGAGGAGGGACAUCCUGGAGGAACGUCUGCCCUGUAACGAGGAGACCGGCCUGGUGCUCGCUGGGUUGGCCCUGCAGGCUGAGUUUGGGGACAGUAUGCCUGAGGUUUAUGGGAAGAACUACUACCGCCCUGAGCACUACGUCUCCAAGAGCACACUGGAGAAAAUGGCCUUGCCUUGCCUGAAAGAGGAGUUGCUGCGGCUGCACGCCAACUCUGUGAACAUGGUCGCUGAGGAGUCUGAGCUGGAGUUCCUCAAGGCCAUCCAGCAGCUUCCGGAGUACGGCGUUCUGUUUCACCGUGUGGCCCGCGAGAAGAAGACCCUCACCGGAGAGCUGCUCCUGGGGGUGUGUGCCAAAGGAGUCAUUGUGUAUGAAGUCAAAAAUAACUCCCGCUCCGCCAGCCUUAGGUUCCACUGGAGAGAGACCGUCAAUAUCUUUGCAGCGAGACGUAGAUUCGUCAUAGAGAGCAGCGUCAGUAAGAAGAAGCACACUUUCCUCAUGGAGAAGUCCAAAAUCGCCAGGUACCUCUGCAAGCUGUGCAUGGCUCAACACAAGUUCCAUAAGGAGAUGAGCUCUCGCCAGCUCAGCCACAGUCUGGCCUCAGAGGAGAGUAUUGUGCAGUACGCAGCGGUGUGCCGGGCUCAGAACAAUAUCUCCUGCUCUGAGGGGGCUCUGAACAAUAGCGGGCUCAAUACCACCCACCAGGAGUCCAUGAGCAAGCUGUGUGAUGACAUCGCCAGCCGCAUCGAGAACAGAAUCAAGCAGCACAGAGAUUUACUGGAGCGGUCCAGUGCCACAAGUCCAGUUUUCCAGAGAUCUGCUGCUGGGUCUCAGAAGCGAAACUCAGACGUUCCUUCCUUGUCUUCUGCCUUAAGAGACGCUCCAUCGAGUCCCAGAGCGCCCGAGAGGGAAAUAGUCUGUGUGACUUUGAAGAAGGAUCCCAAACUAGGCCUCGGUAUUGUAAUCGUUGGAGAAGACAGUACCAACAGGCUGGAUCUCGGAAUCUUUAUCGCAUCUGUUGUGCCGGGAGGACCAGCGGACCGAGACGGACGCAUCAGACCAGGUGGCCGGUUGAUCUCUCUGAAUCAGACCAGUCUGGAGGGCAUGACCUUCAGCGAAGCAGCAGAAAUCCUGCAGAACAGCCCCAACCAGGUGGAGCUCAUCAUCUCGCAGACGAAAGCGUUUGCGUCUGCAGUGAAGAAGCCUGUGAGCAGCCUGACAGAGAGGAGCUACGAGUCUCAGACCACGCUGCGCGCCGACAGUCGGGCGGAGGACGGCCUGGACGAGCUGGUGUCAGUGAUGAUGACGCCGAAGGCCGGCAGCAGGCUCCACGUACCUGACGUGCGCAUCCUCAAUGCACAGGAUGAUUACUCCAGGUCGGCGUCUCUGAUCAGCCUGAGACCGGAGGAGUUCAGCGUCCAGCUAAAAAAGAUUUCUGGCAGUCUGGGCAUCAGCAUAGCAGGAGGGCUGAACUCAGGUCUGAGAUCUGGAGGAGUUUACGUGAAGAGCCUGGCUCGUGGAGGAGCAGCAGACCGAGACGGCCGUAUCCAGUCUGGUGACCGGCUUCUGGAGGUGGAUGGAACCAGACUGGCGGGUUACUCAGAUCAGCAGGCCGCUGAGUGCCUCGCCAAGACCGGAGAGGUGGUGACUUUAGUGCUGGAGAGGGACGGCACCACUCGAGGCUCUCCAAGUCCUGAACCCCGCGAUACGCUCACUGUCCAGACAGCGGCCGCCUUAGCGACACAGUUCAGGAACAACAGCUGCCCUGCCAUCACCAUGACGACGCCCUUCGCUGUCCGGCCCAAUGACUACAGCUUUGUGUCUGAAGAGAACACCAUGGAGGUGACCCUGCGGAAGAGGCUAAAUGGCCUCGGUUUCAGUUUCCUGAUCGCCGAGUUGGACACGUCCCUGGACUGUGGCACUGUGGUGCGGGUGAAGACACUGUUUCCAGGCCAGGCAGCAGAGGAGAGUGGCCUGAUCCAGGAGGGAGACGUGAUCCUGGCCGUUAAUGGAGAGUCACUAAAGGGGCUCUCGUAUCAGCGUGUGUUGAAUCUACUGAAGGGUUCCACCCCAGAGGUGAAGCUGGUGAUCUGUCGUCCUGCUGCAGGAACACUGCCCCCCAUUUCAGAGAAAAUAGGCCAACUGACCUGCAGCUGA